Molecule: messenger RNA, 3675 nt
Organism: Botrytis deweyae
Lineage: Eukaryota; Fungi; Ascomycota; Leotiomycetes; Helotiales; Sclerotiniaceae
Exons: 3
Coding region: 1-3675 (1224 amino acids)
Source: RefSeq, a predicted model, not a curated record
AUGGCUCGCAUUGCCGUCGAGAUUGAAGGCGAUAGCCCCCCAGAUCCCAAAUUUCUUCCUAACCCCCCACGCUUCAACGUCGAAUUACCACCCACAUCGUGCUUCACCGAAGAUAAAAAUGGUAGCCUCACGAGAAAGUUCUUUACGAGCCCAGAUGAGCUCGCAAAUCACUUGAAGCGCGCCAUAAUGCGUCGCAAGGAGAGGAAAUUGUAUGUUUUGGAAGGGCUACCGAUUGAAUAUGUACAGGUGUUUGGGUUGCACUUCAACAUAGAUGUGGAUAUUUUUGAUUCACAUGCGAUGAGAAAGAGUGUGCAAUUGAAUAAGCUGAAAUUUUCAACGAAACCAGGGAAUGAGAAGAAAGUUCGAACUUUUGCUCUGGACCAUCCUGAAAUUACGGUAAACAUUACUCCGCCACCAGAAGCCAAUGAUGGAGUUGUUGGUGAUUUCAUGCUGCCGUGUCAAACGAUAGACAUCUCCGAUGAAGGGUGGAAUGGAAUAAGUGUGAGAUUAUGUCACGUGACUUUAGUGUGCUUUCCUGAAGAAGAUGGAACUGAAACCUUAUUAUUGCUCCUAGAAAAUCAGUCGUGGGCGAGAAGAGGCGCACAGUUUCAAACUGCGGGUUACCAUAGUAUUCUUGCAAAUGCCCUCAAGAGUCUUCCAGAAGGAACGCAAAAAUGGAAACCAUCUCGAAAACAUGAUCCAGCUUUGACUCUAGCAGACGAGAUUUUCAAUUCUAUAGAAUCUCCAGGUAGUAUCCUGAUUUGGGAUAACCUCACAGAGAUACUUGCUGAUACCGUACUCGGACAAUGGAAAUUUGCCUUGGGCGAAGUAAUUGAACAUGCAUGUGCAUCUAGAUCGAUUCCCUAUCACGGAAUACAUCAAGUAUGUGAUCUAAUAGAGUCUAAUAUUUGGACUUUGGAUCGUACUGAGGCUUCCCGGAGCCCUCGUUAUGUCGUUAGGAUGGAAGGAUUCAAAAGACUUUUGGAGAAAGCAAAGCGUCAUGCAGAAUUACUUGUAUGGGGACAAAUUUUGGAGGAGGGUCUUGAGACGAAGGGCAAAACUGAAAGUGGGAGCAACAAUGAGGAUGACGACGAUACCACUUCCACGGCUUCUUCUAAGUCGGGAGUGCAUAUUCGUGGAGGAGAAGCCUUAGAUCUGGAAACCCGCCAAAGCAUCAACAGAGUGACCUAUCUUGGCGGUGUGUUGCUCCCGUUCUCCAUAAUCGCGGCAAUAUUUUCGAUGGGUGGGAAUUUUCAGCCGGGUGGAGAUCAGUUCUUCAUAUUUUGGGUCAUUGCUAUUCCAGUAUGUAUGCUUACAACAGUUUUAAUAUAUGCGGAUAGUAUUAGGCGAAUGACCUUGGAGCAAUUCGCUCAACAGUAUGGGUCUGCUGCAGUGACGGUAGAAGCUGAUGAUAUGGUUACCUCGUCAAUUUCCGGCAGUGAGAUCAUUUCAUACAAAGCAGGCAUCAAAGAACGUCUUAGAUCGCGUAUUCCUGAUAUUUGGAAUCCACGCAGAGCUGGUUCUUCCUCCAGUGUUGGCUAUACAGAUAGCGACAGCGAUAGCGAUGAUGGUUCAUCCUCUACAAGCAGUGCUCGGCUGCCUCCAGGUCUGUCCAUAGAUGGAGAUUUAUUAGUUCGCAAGAAAAAGAAAAGGGUGCCAAGAUUGAGGAGUUGGCGAUUUUGGAGACGGAGACCUCUGGAUCGAAAUUCAGAUCCGGAGAACGUCCUGUCUUCUCCUACACAUUCGGAUCACAGUGUAUCUUCACCUUCUGCGCCCCUUUCACCUUCUCCGCCAUCUAAAUUUCUUCCUAUUCCAUCUUCACCAAAAAUUACACCGGUGAGACCCAUUCCUGUUGGAAAUAAUCCUCCAGGAUCUCUUGCUUCCGAUCACUCUCCAACCGCCGGACCAGCACCGCCAGAAACACCCCCAAUUAGCCUUCCGUCGCCCGAUCUUGACCAAAUUAUCCCUGAACCAAUAGUCUCUGAGCUAAGCUGGGGAUCUUGGGGAACUCCUUUAAAGAAAGCCAAAAAAGGCAAGAAGGGCAAGCGCAAGACGGCAAGUCUGAAUGAUGACUUCAAUAUCCCAGACCAUUCGCAUCCAGCCAAUCCUCCAUCUACACCAGACCCUGCAGAGAUACCACUACCUCCAUUGGAUUCAGAUUCGGAUGACUGGCGGGAGCAAGACAGUUCUGAGGGGAUGCGCCCUGAACGAUCUGCAUCUCCAGGUCAUGCAGACUCGGAUUAUGCCACGGAUCGUGAACGUCUUUCUUUAGAAAGACGCAUGAGAGAAAAUAACGACUGGCAACUGACCAGAAGGAGAAGCAGAGAAUAUCCAGGCAGUGGAGAUGAAUACGAGCGCAUUAUUGAGGGAGAGAUCAUUUUACGUCGCCGGCGCCGGUCCGAGCAUUCUGUAACGUCUGAGGAGAGAAAACAUGGAAUCGACAGAACGACUGAAAAGCUUGUCGAAGAGCAGGAAAUAAAACGUGCGACAGAUGAUAUCGUAAAGAAUGAUGAUGAUGUUUCGGAAGACCGAGGAAGACCACGAAGACGAUCUAGAAUACGACAGUCCCAUCAUGGGGCUUAUUAUGAUUACCCAAGGCGGCUAACUCCAAACACUGAUCCUACUAAGAUACCAUUGCCACCGUCACCAGAAGAACUAUCAGAGGAGGAACACAUUAGAACGAAACUAGAGAGAGAGAAACUCGAAUACCUUGAGAAGUUGAGGCAAAAAGAACGUCAUAAGAGGAUGGCGGAGAUGGAAGAGAAACAUGCAAAGAGGCGAGCAGAGGAAGAAUAUGCAAAGAGGCGAGCGGAAGAGGAGUAUGCGAGAAAAAUAGCCGAAGAGGAAUACAAGAAAAAAGCUGCAGAAAGUAAAGCUGCCAAGGGAAAAGAUCGAGCUUACUCCCCCGUGGCAUCCGAUGACAAGGGAGUAAAACCAGCGAUAAAGUUCAAGGAUGCUGUGGGAAGGAAAUUCACGUUUCCGUUUCAUUUAGUGUCCACAUGGGCUGGAAUGGAAGACUUAGUGAAACAAGCCUUCCUUCAUGUCGAUAUCAUUGGUCCUCACGUCAAUGAUGGUCACUACGAUCUCCUUGGCCCCACCGGCGAAAUUAUCCUCCCUCAAGUAUGGGAAUCAGUUAUUGAGCCUGGCUGGUUGAUAACCAUGCACAUGUGGCCAAUGCCGGAGCCGCGAAGGCAAGCACCCGCGUCUAUGCCUCCUAGGCCAGGACAUCCCGGUAACUUUCCACCACCUCCACCGCCACCUGGAUUUACAGCAACCCAGCCUGGUGGCUUGAUGAGUGGACCUACUCCGAGAAUGAAGAAAUCUACGCAGACUGAAACUAUGGGCUGGAUGGCAGCACGUCACUCGAAAUCCCGCAAUAAACAGAAGUCGGUACCGAUACGACUUGGGCCUCCUCCACCGCCACCGGCAUCUGGAAGACGAGGAUCUGAUACUGUCGUCAUAAUAGAAGAACAGCCACCAAAAGUUCACAGAAGACAAACGGGUAUGAGCGACAGACAUGGACACGGAACAAGCGGCCGUGGUAGAAUUGGGGGAGCAGCAAAGCCUAAUGAGGAGUUGGGGUGGGUGAGAGCCUUGGGAACCAUUGUUGGUGUGAAGCCGGGGAUACAGGUGAAGAAACGGAGUGGUGGAAGUAGUUCAUCGUCGAGUGUUUGA